AUGAAGGAAUCGGAAACCCCAAGAUCUGGAGCCGUCUCUAGUGAGCACGAACGAGAUGGUAGCCUGGAAUCAAACUCUAUUACAGACCAGGUAACCCUCUCAGGGGAGGAGCUCCAUGUUUGCAAGGAGUGUGGGAAAGGCUUUAAAGAUAAAUCAAACCUCAUCGGACACCAGCGGACGCACGCAUUGGAGAAGUCUUAUGUGUGUGUUGAGUGUGGCCGAGGCUUUAGCCUUUACUCAGUCCUCACUAGACAUCAGCGGAGUCACUCUGGGGAGAAGCCCUAUGUUUGUGAGGAGUGUGGGCACGGCUUCACCGAAAAGGCGUACUUUAUCAGACACCAGAGGACACACUCCGGAGAGAAGCCCUAUGUGUGCAUGGAGUGUGGACGAGGAUUUGGUGAUAGGUCAACCCUCGCAAAACACCAGAGGAUUCACUCAGGGGAGAAGCCCUACGUUUGUCAUCAGUGUGGACAGGGCUUCAGUGAGAGGUCAUCCGUCACCAGACACCAGAGGACACACUCUGGGGAGAAGCCCUAUGUGUGCAUGGAGUGUGGACGAGGAUUUGGUGACCCGUCAACCCUCAGAAAACACCAGAGGAUUCACUCAGGGGAGAAGCCCUUUGUUUGUCAGGAGUGUGGGCAUAGCUUCAGUGAGAAGUCAUGCUUCAUCAGACACCAGAGGACACACUCAGGGGAGAAGCCCUAUGUGUGCAUGGAGUGUGGACGAAGAUUUGGUGAUCAGUCAACCCUCAGAAAACACCAGAGGAUUCACUCAGGGGAGAAGCCCUUUGUUUGUCAGGAGUGUGGGCACAGCUUCAGUGAGAAGUCAUGCUUCAUCAGACACCAGAGGACACACUCAGGGGAGAAGCCCUACAUGUGCCCGGAGUGUGGACGAAGAUUUGGUGAUCAGUCAACCCUCAGAAAACACCAGAGGCUUCACUCAGGGGAGAGGCCUCACACGUGUGGUGAGUGUGGCCGAGGCUUUAGCCGGAAGUCAUUCCUUCUUACUCACCAGGGGACACACACAGGGCAGAAAUAUGUUUGUGGGGAGUGUGGGCGAAGUUUUAGCUACAAGUCAAAUCUGGUCAGACACCAGAAGACACACUCAGGCGUGAGGCCUUAUAUAUGCAAUGAGUGUGGGCGAGGCUUUUUCUAUAAAUCGACCCUCACCACACACGAAAGGACGCACUCAGGGGAGAAGCCUUAUUCGAAUCUUGAAUAA
Artibeus jamaicensis (Jamaican fruit-eating bat) is the source of this 1221-nucleotide messenger RNA. Its product is annotated as zinc finger protein 343-like. The record is from RefSeq and is a predicted model, not a curated record. Gene Ontology annotation, biological process: regulation of transcription by RNA polymerase II. NCBI's taxonomy places the organism in Eukaryota, Metazoa, Chordata, Mammalia, Chiroptera, Phyllostomidae. The transcript has 3 exons. Gene Ontology annotation, molecular function: DNA-binding transcription factor activity; RNA polymerase II cis-regulatory region sequence-specific DNA binding. The coding region runs from base 1 to 1221 and encodes 406 amino acids.